Molecule: messenger RNA, 909 nt
Organism: Acanthoscelides obtectus
Lineage: Eukaryota; Metazoa; Arthropoda; Insecta; Coleoptera; Chrysomelidae
Source: the annotation of a GenBank genome assembly
AUGUCUGAACAGAAAAAAAGAAAAGUAGAGACCAGUAAUGAUCCCAAUGUAUGGCUGAAGUGGUACCAUGAACUAAGUGAUGAAAGUGAUCUGAGUGAAAUCUCUAAGGAUGAAGAUGAAAGUGACAAAGAGGAAGAAAAUAUACUGACAGAGAGUGAGCAUAAUACAGAAUCGGAACAAGAGGUUGCGGAAAGUGAAGAAGUUGAAAGUGACGAAGACGUGCCUUUAGAUUCUUCUAGUUUCUACAUUGGGAAGGACAAAAUAACGAAAUGGAGAAAAGCGAAUCUUCCAAGAAAUGUGAAAACAAGGUCCCAUAACAUUAUUAUUUAUUUACCAGGACCCAAAGGUAAAGCACGAGAAGUGAAAACAGAAGUAGCAGAUUUAGAACUCUUUUUAGACGACAAUAUUCUCAAAACAAUUACAGCGUGCACUAAUAUUUAUAUAGAGAAAACACGUCAAGAAUUUACAAGGGACAGAGAUGCAAGGAGUACUGAUGAGAUAGAAAUAAGGGCAUUUAUUGGAUUGUUGUUCCUUAUAGGCACCAUGAGAUGUUCUCGUAAAAAUAUUCAUUUACUAUGGGAUAACUCCAAGGGAAAUGACAUUGAAUCAUGUUAUCUUACUAUGAGUGAACAAAGGUUCCGUUUCCUUUUGAGAUGUUUGAGAUUUGACAACAUCAAUGACCGUAACAUGCGUAAAGAACUUGAUAAAAUGGCAGCAAUUAGGGAAGUGUUUGAAAUAUUCACCAAUAAUUUUGAGAAAUAUUUCUCACCGAGUGAAUAUCUAACUAUAGACGAGCAAUUGCUUGCGUUUAGAGGUCGUGCAGGUUUCCGCCAGUACAUCCCCAAUAAGCCAAGUAAAUAUGGCAUUAAAACAUUUUUUUGGUUGAUGCUAAAACAGCUUAUACUAUGA